Messenger RNA from Ceutorhynchus assimilis (cabbage seed weevil), 1990 nucleotides. Lineage: Eukaryota; Metazoa; Arthropoda; Insecta; Coleoptera; Curculionidae. The record is from the annotation of a GenBank genome assembly.
UCGCGAAUUCCAUUGGUAAAAUCAAUGCAAAAAAAAAAAUGUAUUUUUAUCUCCUUUUUAUACAAGCUGAUAGAAAAAGACACGACUACACUCGGUGCGCAGUAACCCUUCCAAUGGAAUUCGCUAUAAUUUGGCGGGAAAAAUAUUGUCAUGGCCUCCGCACCAAAUAUAUCGAGUUUGAUAUUGGUGACGUCACGUAGUCGAGAUUUAUACUGUCGGGAAUUAUUCGUAUUCCCAGCUUACUAGAUUAUUUUAUUCUUAAUUUAUCAAAUUAGUGUUGUAGUGUUUCUAUUUCGCGACACGAAAGUGGGGACAUCUGAAGACACAAUUAGUAAGUAGUCCAUUAUUCUUCCUAUGGAAAGUGGUUGGUGUAAGGUGACGUGAUUUAGAAUUUUUCCCGCAUUUUUUUUUGUUCCUGGUUAGUUUUGUGCCUUCAUCCCAUCCAUCAUUCAUUCUUCAAGAAAUUGAGAUCCAGCUAGAGUUACAGGGAAAAUAAUGUUGUUUGUUGCCGAAUCCAUUUUCGGUUCUGGAAUCACUUUCCAAUACAAGAUAUGGCCGAUGACGACGUACGCUACAAAAUCCGAAUUCGAGACUCAGGAGGCAAAAGAUCAUGGCGGAAAUGGAAUAUUCGGACAUGUUCCAGAUCUUGAGAAAGCUCUUUUGGUAGGUAAAGAAGCGCAACAAGAAUCUAAUGAUGAUGAAAACACAAAUCCCGAAGGUCACUUGAACAAGCAUUGCGGAAUUCCUAAGGUAGAUGAUCGCUUUCUGUGUGUUAUAUGCGGUAAAACAUUUAAAAAGUGGAUUUAUCUUAGUCAGCACCUCGACCAGAUUCAUCUAAGACCUCGUUCCUUCUGCUGUGAAUUUUGCGGUCAGAGAUUCAAUCAAAACUCGUCCCUGAAGUCGCACAUCCAUUCGAAACAUAUUGAAACCAGAAAUUUUCUUUGUGAAAUAUGUGGAAGAAAAUUCACUACAAAAAUAACUGUGGAACGCCAUAUCAAACUGCACGACAAAAAAAUGAAUUCCGCAUAUCAGCAAUUAUUUCAGUGUGUUAUUUGUGACGGAGUUUUUCUAAACAAGUUUUCCUUAAAAAGACACCACAUCAACCAACAUAUCACCGAUUUUGUUUGGCCUUCUUGUGGCCUUUGUGGAAAAAUGUAUUACUCAACCGCAAGUGUUCGAUUUCAUAUUGCCAGAUUCCAUGGCAUCAUCUAGACUUAAUUUUAAGUAAAUACUAAUAUGUAUAAGUAUUACUGUAUUCCAUCAUCAUUAAGAUUCAAUUUUCAAAGUAAAUUUAAUAUGUAUAAGUAUAAUGUAUAUCUUAAACUAAUAUUAUAAUAAACGUUUCCAUAUACCUAACUACUUAGGUCUUAGGUAAGUUUGAGUAAUUUGAUUUAUAAUACCAUCGACCUGAUACUACUCAUUCUGAUCAGAACAAACUUUACAAAUAUGAAUGGUUUUGGAUCCAAUUUUUUGGAAGAAAAAGUAAAAUAAUCAGAAAGAUAAAUAAUUUACAAUGCAACAAUAUAUUUCAUUUAUAAUAUACCUACACCAGGAAGACACACAGGAGAACGUUUUUGUGAUAUCUCAGAAAGUCUGGAUAGCUUCAUUCUUUAGUAAUUUCUAAAUUUCCAAAAACAGUAGUUUAUAUAGAAAGAGCUAUAAAUUAUUAGUAGAUAUGGUCACCCAAUAUCUAGCAUUAUCUUACCUAGAUAAAUAACAAGUUUCUCCUUUCGAGCCGGUGCAGAUGAUUUUUGUUUGGUAACGCAAUGAGCAGCGGUUAUCACGUGGCUGGCCGAAAUCAGUUUUCCUGUCCGUGACUGAUCAAAGGAGUGGGCCUUUGCAGGACAGUACCGCACUGAGCAGAUCUUCUAGGUAUCGGCAUGGGAGUGGGUCUGGAAUUAGGUCGUUUACUUGUAAUGAGCGUUGGAAAAUCGCCUUGGUAAAAGUCAUCGUCAUCAUCAUCAUUAUCAUUAUCGAUAUUGCUUAGGGG